AUGAACUGUCUGGCAGGAGUCGAGCCGCGUGGUGGCAUACUUCUGUCCCCGCACUGCUUUCCUGCUCUGCGAGACGUGCAUACAGGCCAGUUUCUGCGCAUGGAGGAUGCACCUAUGUUGACGGGUUGCAGGCACCCGAUCUUGGACAAGUCACAGUGCCGAGCCCAAUCUCUGGCAUCGGCGCAUGAGAAGCGCAUCACUUUGACACUGCCCACGAUCACCCCAUGGAACUCUGUCUGCCGCAAGGCUGAGACGUGCCAACAGGACAUUCAAAAGCUCAAGGAUCCGGAAUCCUGCGCGGCAGCUUCAUCUGCAAUUUGGGGCAAUCUGCAUUCAAAGCCGGCAAAGCAUUGCUCUCAAGUCUCAAGGUUGCUGCGAAGCGCAUACUUGGACUUUGCAACCGGUCGCAGCAGGCAGUGCGACGGCUUUAGACUUGUGAAGUUACGCAUGUGUCAGCACGAGGCUAGAAUACUGUUCUUGGAUGCUGGACUUUGCACGGGAGCCUGGAUUGCUCAUUGCAGCCUUUCUAGACGAGGGUGGGAUGUGGGAGGUAGUGCCGUCGCGACUGCUGUUCAUGCGGCUCGUGGCAGCUUCGACCUGGCUGAUCCUGCUUUGGUUGCGAAGCAUGCUAGCUGGGCUGAGCUGCAGGAAAAGCUAGAUGAGACGCGAGUCCUCCUCUGGCGGCCAAGGCAAGAUGCGGCAGCUGAUGAGUUGUCGAAUCCUUUGCAGACGGCAGCUCCCUUGAAGAGGGGCAAGCUGGGGCGCUUGUUGGUCAACGUGCCUGUCGAGUCGCGCAGCCAGCUGGACGAGGCUCGCUACGUGGAGAACUCUGAUGCCUACUCCAGUGCGGCGCACUUGUACGAGGACUUCUGUGACACCCCGUGA
Molecule: messenger RNA, 885 nt
Organism: Symbiodinium sp. CCMP2592
Lineage: Eukaryota; Dinophyceae; Suessiales; Symbiodiniaceae
Source: the annotation of a GenBank genome assembly